GUGGCAGCUGAGUCACGUAGUGUCCGUCCUGUCGAUCGUCUGCCACGCUGUGGAGUGCUUGUGGAAAGUGCGAUCGGAUUUGUCACACCAAUCGCUUGCGUGCGUGCGUGCGUUCGUGAAAUCUUCUUGUUAGUGCCUUUUUUUUCCUCUUUAACGCCGUGUACCAAUCGGACACAUUCACGCACUGACGGUGAUGCACGGUAUGCCGUGGUGGCCGAUGGUGGCCCCGCUACUCCGAUUGCAGUCGAUUGCAUUACCGUGCACGGGGCGAUUCAAUUGUGCAGCCGCUUCUUGGAGGUGCUCUAAAGACACGCGUUGACAAGCGUGUUUCUCAACGGAUCGUGGAUCGAUCGAUUGUAAUCGAUUGUGUCGACGGCUCCGUUUUUUAUCGUUAUCAUCGCAGCGCAGCGAGUGUUUGCGCCACAUUGCGCACCAGGACCGGCCAGAGACAGAGACAGACCCAGUCGAGUUACGAUCGAUCAUUUGUGCAGUGGAUCGUGAACGAGCGUGAUCGGAACGAGAGCAAUUUGUCGGCGGCUUAGCUUCUUCGUCUUUGCGUGCUCUUGCGCUGGUGGUGGUGGUGGUGUGAUUUUCGCGAAUUCCGUGGCUGAUUGGGUGGCUAGACGGGAAACCGGGCCCCGGAAAACUCCUUUACGUUUGCUCACACACGCAACAGACGCGAACAAAAUGUCGGACACGGGUUCAGAGACGGCCGAAAGCACCAGCGGCAAGGAGUUGAGUAAAGAUCAGUUGAAAGUGCUGCGAGAUGCAUUCAAUGCAUUCGACAAAGAGAAGACGGGCAGCAUUUCGACGGACGUCGUGGGCACCAUUCUGGAGCUGCUCGGUCACAAGCUGACCGAGGAGGAGCUCGAGGAGGUGAUCGAGGAGUACGACGAGGACGAGUCGGGCCAGCUGGAGUUUGACGAGUUUGUGGCGCUGGCCUCAUGCUACGUUACGCCGGAAGAGGACUACGAGUCGCUGCGAGCUGAACUUCGUGAAGUGUUCAUGAUGUACGAUAAGGAUGCCAAGGGAUAUCUGCCCGUGGAAGAGUUCAAGGCCAUCCUGCGUGAACUCGACGGUGAGGUACCGGAAGACGAGCUAGACGAAAUAGUCGACGAAAUCGAUGCCGAUGGUUCCGGUACCGUGGACUUUGAAGAAUUUAUGGAUGUCAUGACAGCUGACUACUACGCGUAAUGGCCUGGGAGGAAUCAACGGCAUUCUGCACAAGCACCCCGCCUCUCGCGCAAACCCUCAAAACACCUGCACCGCCUCCAUCGGGGAACCCGGAGACAAGGAGCAACGAUGAACAUCCUUUUAACAGCAGCACAUUGUCUUGUCGCUCGGAGCGAGAGUGUGUGCGUGCUUAGCAGUUAGUAGUUAGCAUGUUGAACACUUAACGAUAUAGAAAAACAAAGACAGUUAGUCAGAACUCAAGACAGAAUGAGAGAGAGAGAGAAGAAAGACUUUGGAAUGGUUCACGGAAAUUCUUUCGCCAGCAUCAUUGCGCAUCAUUUGCGUUUGUAUGCGAGACAAAGACACGUGAACACAGCCAUAGCGUUUUACACACAUUCAAACUGCAUGUAAAAAUAUUCACCCAGCAUCCGGGGGAAGGGGUCCACUGCCUCCUAACGCCUCCUUUUAACCCCCGGGGGAACCAUACAUACUGAACAUAAAUGUUUCAUGCUUUUAGGAUAGGAGCACACUGCCGCUGCAUGUCGCUCGUGUUUCUCGAGUGGCGUCGCGGGUGGCGGUAAAGGAGCUGAACGGCAGGAGAAGCACCUUCGGUUGGGUACAGCCUUAUCAGCAUUCGUUAAGUUUUGUUGUUUUCUGAGCCACUCCCUGCGAACCGUUGUGCGUAUGUGCGAUCACGCGCCAGGUUCAGAAUGUGAAGAGUGUAUCAUGGGGGAGCCCAAGCUGUCCCCGAGCCCACUCAAAUACACUUACAAUAGCUGA
Molecule: messenger RNA, 1953 nt
Organism: Anopheles aquasalis
Lineage: Eukaryota; Metazoa; Arthropoda; Insecta; Diptera; Culicidae
Product: troponin C, isoallergen Bla g 6.0101
Cellular component (GO): myosin II complex
Molecular function (GO): calcium ion binding
Source: RefSeq, a predicted model, not a curated record